UUCCAGAAGAUUGUUAGAUAAAUAAGUCUAAAGAAAUAGUUGGUCUAAUGCAGCAGCGUGUUUAUUGCAAUAAAAAGCGGGAGCCACACAUAGAGAAUAAGCAUGUGUGUGCCCCAGGAGGGGAAGAACAUACGCGAUAUGGUCCAUUUAUGUCAUUUCAGAGUCAUUUUUAUCAUCAUUUCUGAGUCCGCAUUGUGGGAUGGGAAUUUUUAAACAAGGUAGUUGUCAGAGAUAAUAAACUACAAUUCCCAGAAUGCAGCGGGCUGGUCUGCGACGUUUGGGGGAGUGCCACAUGGUGGUUGUCCUUAGUUUGAGAACCAACGGGUGGAUUUAACAGUCCUGUUUCUGAUAUCGGAUUCAGUGUCUGCCGUCAGAAGAUCUGAUUAUUGUGUGUUGUCUUCUCUUCAGUGUGCUUUCAGGAGAACCUACAGGGGUGCAGAGAAAUGAUGAUGUGCCCUGAAUGUAAAACAGAGGAUCCUACCUGUGGAGACAAGUGUGACCAUCAACAGAUUUAUGGGGAAGUUUUCGAGAAAGAUGCAAAAAACUUCUUGGAUGCCUUUGAGCUCCUUCAGAUUGAUAUGGAGUGGGAACACAUCAGGAACCAAUUCCCAGGGAAUGAGACUGGGUGUUCGAGAAACGUUCUAAGGAAGCAGAGAAACUGGGAAAAGAUAAUUUCCGCAAAGAAGAGGAAACGGAAACAUGAGAGAGAACGGCGAAGAGCCAGACUUGCCGAAGAAAAAGAACCAGCCCCCCAACUCAGUAAGCGUGACUUAAAAGAGAUCACAAGAGAACGCCUUCUGGGAGCCAAGGAAACAGGUCCUCUGCUGUGUGUUGACCUGAGUAUGACCAAUCACAUGACUAAAAAGGAAAUAAGCCGCCUUGCUGGUCAGAUAAGAAGGCUGUAUGGCUCCAACAAGAAAUCCCAGAAGCCCUUUUGGCUAUGCCUCACUGGGUUUGUGAAAAACAGUCUGAUUGCUGAAGAGUGCCUAAGGAUGAAUGAUGGAUUUAGCAAUUACCUUAUGGAUGUCACACCAGAAAGUUAUCUUGAUUUAUUUCCAUUAGAAACGAUUGUUUACCUCACUCCAGAUGCUGAGAAUGCUCUGGAGGAAGUCGAUCCACACAAAGUAUAUAUCCUUGGUGGGCUGGUAGAUGAAACCAUUCAAAAGCAAAAGACCUUCCAAAAUGCCCAGGAACAACAUCUACAGAUGGCACGGCUACCGAUUCCAGAGUACAUGGUAAAGAAAGUUAAUGCCAAAAACUAUUACUCGACAACUUUGGCAAUCAACCAAGUGUUUGAUGCCUUAUCAACAUAUUACGAGACCAAGAGCUGGGCAGAAGCCCUGAAAGCUGCAGUUUCUCCUGGGAAAGGAUACGUCCUUCAAGACACAACUUAGUAACAAAAGGAAUCUCUUAAGGGAAAAGUGUGGGAUUCUAUCUUCAGCAAUUUAGCCAACUUGCCUCUCUUUCCAUUUCUUAGAAGCUAUGCGGACCAAUCUAUUUGCUUGCUUCAGAAAAUCUGUAUUAGGAGAAGGGAUUAAAAUAUUCUAUUGAUUUCUUCAA
Molecule: messenger RNA, 1560 nt
Organism: Sphaerodactylus townsendi
Lineage: Eukaryota; Metazoa; Chordata; Lepidosauria; Squamata; Sphaerodactylidae
Gene: TRMT10B
Product: tRNA methyltransferase 10B
Exons: 9
Coding region: 444-1394 (316 amino acids)
Biological process (GO): tRNA N1-guanine methylation
Cellular component (GO): nucleus; nucleoplasm
Molecular function (GO): tRNA binding
Source: RefSeq, a predicted model, not a curated record